AUGGGUGAAUGGAACGAGAGACCUGGAUGGGACGGCGGCUUCAAUCCGGGCGGCUUCAAUCCGGGGUACUUUGGAGGCGAUGAUGUCGAAGUCAUACAAGAGCCUGGUGCCGCUGGGAAGAUGUCGUCGGCUUUCUGCACGAUGUGUCUGGGGAUCCUGCUCUUUCCGGUGUCGCUGGCACUGCUCGGGUGGAAUGAGCAGCACUAUGUCUGCACGCACAAGAGCAUCCUUUACGCCAAGAAGAUGGCCGAGGUCAUCAGCUGCAACGAGCAACAGAGCUUCUUCCCAGAGAUGGUGGUGUACAUGGCUUGUCCUAUCCACGAGGACAGUCUCAAGAUCUACACACCAGCAUCCUUCGGCUCCAGUGGACUGGCCCAGUCGCUUACCUUCAGGUCAGCAGCAGGUGCCCAGGUGGCCGAGAUGUACCAGUGCGUGGAGUCUUCAACAGAAGAGGAACGUCACAAGCACGAAAAAGUGAGAGUUUAUAGCUACAGAAUGGAAUGGCUUCGGCAUCCUGUUGACUCGAGCUCGUUCUCAAUGACGGGCCAGGCUCAACAAGCAAGACAGAAUGGCUGUCCGGGAUUCCAAGGCAAUCCACCUUGGCCCCAUGAUGUGCUACCAACAAGGGAAACAGACGUGGCAGAAUCAGUCCGAGCUGGUCCACUCACGAUCAGCAAGAGCCUGCUCAAAGGAGGCAGCAGCUCUUUCGCCGGGCUGACACCCGACUUGAAUAGACCGGUACAGCUCCACAGCUUUGCCAAUAAUUUCCUGCCCAUCCACAUGUUGCCUGUGGGACCUCCUCGUGGUGGAUUUUCGUCUAUCACGUCGAGGACUGCAGCCAUCGACGCAUCAGGCACGAAGAUCGUGACCUGCAGCCAACCGAGGGUUGGCUGCAUGCAGAUCAAGUAUUACAAAAAUUGGGAUGCGUCUGUCUCGCUCGUGAGCAAGGUUGAGGGAGGCUACACCGUGCCCAUGAAAGUUCCAAAGAGCUGGGGCUGCUCCCAAGCUGACUUUGAUGCUUUGAGUGCUGGGUCCAUGGACCUUUCGACCUUCAGUGCGAAACUUGUAGAUGCCAACUCGACAAACACAUGGAUUCUCCGUGUUGUCGGUUUGAUCUUCACAUGGCUUUCGGUGUAUUGCUGUUUUCAGCCCAUAUCGGCUGCAGCAGAUAUUGUCGGUGAUUGUCUGGGAUGCCUCCCUUGUGUUGGCGACUUUCUGGAAGAUAUGCUUGAAGGUAUGGUUGACAUGCUUCUCUGCAUGGUAUCCUGUGCCACUGGUUGCUCCUGUGGGCUGCUUGUGAUCGGGAUUGUGUGGCUUCUUAUGAGACCUGUGAUUGGCGGCGGUCUUCUACUUGUUUGUGUGGUGUUGGGGAUCUGUGCCUGUGCCAUUGCGCAUCAGCACAAGGCAAACAGGAGCCCAAAGUCAGUGGAAAUGAAGUACAUGGAAGACUCCGACUCGCCGUGA
Symbiodinium pilosum is the source of this 1464-nucleotide messenger RNA. The record is from the annotation of a GenBank genome assembly. NCBI's taxonomy places the organism in Eukaryota, Dinophyceae, Suessiales, Symbiodiniaceae.